UGUGGUUCACCACACCUCUUAGAGCAUCACUGAAAAACACUAACUAAAGAGAUUUCCACAGUAGUGACAGUGAAUUAUCAUCUGAAUUAUUCAAGGUGAUAAAAGCUUAAAUUCAACAGAAUGAUCAGUACAUUUACAAAAUACACUACUACAAAAUUACCUGAGCUAAAAAAAAAAAGACAUGAUACACAAUGUAGAUGAGUGACUUAGCAAGGAAUUUGAGUCCACAAAUGGUACCAAACAGAAAUCCAAGAGAAUUAAAUUUGUAUCCAAAGUGGGGGCAACAGAAAUGACCACAAGGACAGAGCCCUGGAGUUAGAAGACAGGGCUGGUGUCAGUGCCCAAAUACUCAGGGACACCUUACAAAAUUGGAACAUGGACAGUAGAUCCAACAGCUAUUAGAUGGUGCACAGACAACUAACUAGAAUAAGUGAAAAACCACAAGACAGCACACAUGGCAUAAAAAUCUGUGACAGAAACAAUAGCAGAAAACUUUCUGAAUAUGGGGAAGUAACUUGACAUACAGAUAAGAAAGACAGAUGAAACCCCAAGUAGCCACAAUCAGAAAAGGAUCUCCCCAUGACAUAUGACAGUCAAUACCUGGGAAGUCCAAGGUGAGAACAGAAUCUUAUAACCUCAUAAAGAAAAGCAAGGAAUCACUUAUAAAUGUAAAACCAUUAGAAAUACAGCACACUUUUCAACACAAACUGUUAAGACCAGGAGAGCUUGGAGUGAGGUAUUUCAACACAUAAAAGAAAGCAACUUCCAACCCAGGUGAUAUAUCCUACAGAACUCUCUUUCAAAACCGCUCUGCAGGACUUCAGGGCGACCACUUCCCUCGCUGGAGCCCAGCCAGUCCUGUCUGAAACACACUGUGGAUGGCCUGGCUGCAAGGCCUCUCUAGCUUCCCUGGCCUUGAAACUGUCAGAUUGUUUGACACUGUUAGUGUAGAAACAGGAGAAGUGACUGGGAGCCCCUGGCUUAGAGGGGCAGUGAUCUCAGUGCCCAGGGAUUUCCCUGAACUCUCAGAGGACGAGCAGGAGUUCUCCCAGGGCCUGGCACAUGUAUGACCGUCCUGAUGUUCACCUCAGAGACAGAAUACUGAACUCCAGUUGCAGGAGGUGUGUUGCCUCCCAGGAUUUGGCAACUGUAGAUAGAGAGCUUGUCUGCAUGGCAGGAUGUAGGUGAAACCUCCAGAGGAGUCUUCAAGGUUAGAUGAUGACACUGUGAACAGCAUCCCUGCAAACUUUCCUGGUCUUGACUAUUUCAGGAGCAUAACACUAACUUUGUCAUAAAGGUGCAGAAACAUAGGUUUACCAGACACACACUCAUUCUUUAGAAUAUUUCUAUUGAUGAGUUAUUAACUUUACUUUUAUAAGUGUUGUUAUAUUACACAUUGGCUUACCAGGAAAAAAAACAAAAAAAUAUAAAGUAUUGAAUUUUUAAUAUUUAUUGAGUGUUUAUAAUAAAGCAUCAAAAUUUAAAACAUCAACAAUUUUUUGGCAUAAAGUCUACAAAAAAUAACAAAAAUAUUCCUAUACAAAUUACACUGAAAAUACCAACAGCAAUUUACAAAAAAGUAAUCUUCACUUCAAUUAUCACAUCUAAAUCAGUCUGUGCACAUGACCACAGCGUAUUCCAUAGACACAUAAUACUCACACUGGGAGCACACGUUUUGCUGUCCUACUCUUUUUGUAGGAUAUACUUGAUAUCUCAGUAGUUUUGCUGUUUUGUCAAGGUUAUUGUGUUACAGAGUGUGCAGCCAACAGGAACAUAAAAUAUCAAAAGAAGUUCUUAAAUUCUUACUGUGUGUUGUGCCUUUAGAAUACACAUCAAUGGGGCUGGGGGUUUAGCUCAGCACCAUAAGCACCUGCCUUGCAAGCAGGCGGUCAUGAGUUCAAUCCCCGGUACUGAUAAAAAAGUGAAAAAGACAAAAAAAAAAAAAAAAAAAAAGAAAAAAAAAAAGAAUACACAUCGAUAUCUUUUCACAUCAGCUGUGUAUUUCUUUAUAAAACCCAAAGGUAACAUCAAAAAUAGAAACCUAUGUGAACUGCAAUGUAAACAGAAACAAAAAUCUACCACAUAAAUAAGCUUUGCUUCAACUGUCAUAUCCAAAGCAGUCUUUGCACUUGUCAUACCCAAGGCAGUCUUGCAUGUUCCAUACACGAGGGACACUUCCACUGAUAGCAUGUUUUGUUUUCCUGUAUUUUCUUGUAGGACACAGUUGAGAUCUUUUUGUUUUCCUCUUAUCAUCGUGGAUCUAGGAAGCUGUGUGUGCCUAUUCACCUGUCAGCUCACCAGUGCACUCCACAGUACUUCACAUAAUUCACUGACAAGAAAAGCUGGAUUUUUCUCUGCUGUAAAUAAUCUCAUAUGAACUGUAGUCCCAAACCAUAAGAACAUUUCUGUUCAUAACAUCAUCUGGUUUAUUAUUCUAUGAAUAAACACCUUGUGGCUAAGUUCAAGCUAAAUGUCUAAGUUGAAAGCACAAAAAGUCCUCACAUGCACAAGGGCAUGCAUUAUGCCAGAGUUGACCCAUCAUUUUCCAUGAGGCCUUUACAUUCCUGCAAUCCCUAUGAGAAUCCACUAUGAGAAAUCCCUCCUAAGCACACAGAUCCAUAAAUGCUUUCAGUUCAGCACCAUGUCAUAAAACAUUUUUGAAUAUGGCUAAUGGUGCAUAGAGAACACUUUACUUGAAUUUUAACCUCUAUAUUUCACAGAAUCUUGUAACAUUUCAUGUGUUAAAAUUUCCAACUUUGAAUAGCAGUAUCAGCAUUCGUCCAAUACAUUUCACUCUUGCCAAGUCCCUCACUAUAUUUUUGGACUUAGUAUUAACAUUAGAUCAUUUCAUUUGGUUAUGUGGCCAUUUUGCAACAUUUUCACUAGUCAAAUAUGUAUUCACAUUGUUUUCUUUGUCAUCUUAACAAAGGAGGUCGGUAUCAGUAUCAGUUGAUCUUUGCUCCACUUCACUGUCCCAGGAAGUUUGACUCACAUGGCCAAUGUCAAAGUCCUCUCCCUCCUCUUCAUCGACAUCCAUCCAUCCACAACACUCUUCUGUUAUGAAAGUGUUUUGUCAUAAUGGAUCAUCUUCAUCACUCAUGCAUGAGUAAUCUGACGAUUCAUUCACUUGUGACCUCCUCCAAGAUAUAGUUUUCACAUGCCAUUGUACAGAACUGGGCUAUUUCCACCAGAAAAAUCAAAAGAAAGCUUUUAAAAAGACAAAUCCUGGAGUAAUGGGAGAUUAUUGAACCCUCUUUGAUGCUUGAAUAAACACACAAAAGCAGUUAGAUGGAGCACAACGUGGGUGAAAAUCCCAUUUUGAGACUUUUCCACUUGCUCACCCACUUCAUUGUUUGACACAGCAAGUUGGUAAUCACAUAAACUGCUUUCCAGUGUUCCUCAGGGGAAGGUAGUGACAUGCCCAGCUGGCUAUUGCACUAAAGUAAAAUUUACUGGUACAGGAUAGGCCUACUGCAUGUGGUUAUGUUGCUACCUACACUCUAAUAUGUCCUUGUGUCUCCUGAAACCUUUUCUUAACCAAAGACCCACUCCAACAGUAGAGUGGCCAACUCUUCUGUAUUUGGCACAGAGGACUUUUACUUUGUACUUUUUCUACCUUCUUGCUUUGCAUCUAAUUGGGUGAGGUUUCCCAUCUCGUCUCCCAGUCUCUGCUUUUGAUUGGGAAGACACUGCCCCUUCAUUAGAAGGGAAUUAGAGCUUGCAAGAGUUUGCCUCUGUCAGGUGGCUGUUUCAUGAGCCUUGCAGCAUCUUGUCCUUGCUCUUUUUCAUCUUCUUCUUCUUUAUUUUUUAAAAUUUUAUUUUAUUUUAUGUUUUUCGUAUCAGGGAUCAAACUCAGGACCUCACACUUGCCAGACAGAUCUUAUGCUGCUGAGUUAAAUCCCUGGCCUAAAUAGAGGAUAAAACCAAGGAAAAUAAAACAGAACAAAACCGAUCAAGAUAAACCAGUAUAAGUGAUACAGGUCUUUAAAACUUAGAAAAUCAGCAAUAGUUACCAUAAUGCCUCUAUCAUCUUCAAAAUAGCUGCAGAUACCUUUGGACCUGGUAAAAAUCAAACAACAGAAUAGAGCAGAAACAACAAACACAAAACAAUGACUGCAGUAAAGGACUUCAAAACAAGCUCACAGUAAGUCCAGAAUGGCUACCAUAACACGUCUUGCUAUCUUUUGAACAGUUGUUCAUGGCAUCAGAUUUAAUAUAAUCAAACAAAAUGAAAGAAUAAAACCCAACCAACAAAGCAAUGAAAAUGACAUGGUUUCCAGGCAGGGCCCACCCCCUUGUGAGGCCUGGUUCUCGCUCCACAGUCUGCGAAUGCUGCUGACUGGGAGAGAGGCUUGGGCGUGGCUGUCCCCACUCCAGCAGCAGCUGUCCUGCUCUUCUGCAGGAGUCAUUCGUUUUGGAGUCAAUGGGCUCGUCACCUGUGUAAAAGCUAUUUAUGUUUUCUUUGAGGAUGCCGUGGAUAUAACUUUGAAAAUCCCAAGGCCACCCCAGGGUGGUGUGAAUCCGUGGCAGUUAAACAUAGCCAUAUACAGGAUGCUGCCCCACAUCUGGGGAGUGAGUUUGUAGUUUCCUCCACGUAUGCCACACUGUGUCUCAGGAAAUACAGUACUACAGGGUGCCUUGUUUUCUUUUCAAUAUGUGAGCCUCUAACAUGUAGAAUACAAAACCAGUCCUGAUUUUCAUAAAGGUCCACAUAUUCAGCUUUAACAGACUUUUCUUCAGACUUGAGUUCCUGCAAAAAAAUUCUCCUUUGUGAGCCAGGGUCUUGCUCUGUAGCCCAGGCUGGCCUUGAACUCACAGUGAUCAUCUUGCCUCAGCCUCCUGAGUGCUGGAUCACAGGCAUGUGGGACCACAGCUGGUUCUUUCAUUUCAACCUAAGGGACUCCUCUACCCAAGGCAGGCCUAGUAGGAAGGACGGACAUUCUUCAGUGCUUGCAUCUAGGAAUGUCUGAGCUUUCCCCCUCAUUUUAAGGACAGUUUUGCUGGAUGUAAAAUGCUUAGUUGAGAGAGCUUUUUGUUUUGUUUCACUGUUUCAUUCACACAGCACAUGUCCACCUGUUUCCUUCUGUCCUCCUGUAACAGAAUAUCCCGCACCCCAGUCAGUAUACUGCAGUUCUUAGUUGUCCAGGUAACAGUUCUGUCUCUAAGAAACGGCUGGUCACUGAGACGCCUAGCUGGUCACUGUGAUGCACGCUGCAUAAACCAACCCCAAUCAACAAGCCAUUUUGCCCCGGUACUCCCCACUUGCUUAUCCUAUACAGGCCUCAGACCAUCAGAGAUCAGGCCCUGAUAUUCUGGGAAUGUACCAAUCAGUGCCCGUUGGUGUAAAUAAAUGUGUCUCCAACUCCUGGGUGUCCUUUCUGUGACUGUGCUUGCCGCUGCUCUCCAAGGAUUUUGAGGAUAAGUCUAAUGAUUAUGUUUUUGGGGAAUUGCUGUCAGCUGCACAGGCAUUAAUUUAUUUGUCAUAUUUUAUACACUGAACGUUACGUUAUUCUAAUGUAAGUGAAGUUGCAGCAUCACUUUGACACCAGUAAGAAUUAAGAGCAAAAGGAACUGGAGAUGCUGAGUGUAGACAUCAUGGGAUCUCUAAAUGCAAGAGGUAUUACAGAUGCUGAGAACAGAUUCUCAGAACAGAAACAAAAAGGGAUAUUGAAGCAUCCUACAGGUCUGAAUUUCUAAAACAAAAGUGUCAAUCUCCAUAACUCACAUUAGUAAGACAUUUUGUAACAUUUUUCUGUUAGAAUCAAAAGACCCUCAUGGCCAAGAGUGUGAUGAGUGAAGUGGAGGUGACCAGCUCUGCCUGGGCCCACUGGCACCAUGACCUCACAAGAUCCCCUGUGAGGUCACAGCAGUUAGCUGUGUAAGGUAGGGUGUUCACCCCAGAGACUCUUUGUGGGUGAAGUAGAUUGGUGUUUGGAGUUGAGUUGGCGUUUUGAGAUUCGAAAUUUUUGUCAUUGAUUUUAUAAAGCCUAGUUCCAUCAGGGCACCCUUCGAGGUGGGUAAAACAUCUUUGCUGGACGUCAUGUCAUCGUCCACAGAAAUGUCAUCGUUCACAGGAAACUUCCAUCAAGACUAUGACGUGCUGAUGCCCCUUGGUGAGGGUCACUUUGCCAAGGUGGUACUCGCUGAACAUGUGAGCACAAGGAUGCUGGUAGCUGUGAAGGUACUUCAAAAGGACAAGUUGAGGCCUACUGCUGUUAGACGGGAGGUCAGCAUCCUAAAGGACCUUCAGCACCCCAAUAUCAUUCAGUUGCUGGAAGUGUCAGAAAAUAGUACCACUAUGUUCCUGGUAAUGGAAUAUGCACGCGGGAAAGACCUGCAGCGACAUAUCAAGCGUGCUGAGAGACAGAAGCUGCAGGAGGAAAGGGCACGGCUGAUAUUCCGAGAACUCCUGGAGGCUGUGCAGUACUGCCAUAACAGGGGAGUCAUCCAUGGGGACCUGAAACCGGCGAACAUAUUAAUGGACCGUGAAGGCCACCCCAAGCUCAGCGAUUUUGGCGUGGCUUUCAGGUUCCUUCCUGGCCAGGAGGUGACCACGUGUGGAGGCACCCGAAAGUAUGCUGCCCCAGAGAUAUUUUUACAAAAGAAAUACCAAGGCCCACCACUGGACAUUUGGUCUUUAGGGAUACUUUUAUUUGAGAUGCUCGCUGGGGUACGCCCAUUUAGUGGGAGCCAAACACGACUGACAAAGGAUGCCCUAAAGGGGCGAUACCAGUUUCCCCAGCACUUCUCCAAAGAGGUGCAAAGCUUAAUAAAGGGUCUUCUCAACCCUGACCCAAGAAUGCGCCCUACUUUAGAGAAAGUAAGGCAGCAUCCAUGGCUUCAGCUUGAAUCUGUCCCUUGUCAUCCUCCUCAACUGCUCCCCAAGGCCACAGAAAGGGCAAUAUUGCACAUUAUGGCUGGGAAGGGGUACAACCGGCUGAAGGUGAUUGAUGCAGUGAAGUGCAGAAAAUACGAUCCUGACAUGGCGCCCUUCCUGCUACUACAGGACAUGGCACUCGAGAAACUCCACUUGAGGUCUGAGGUGAAGCCCACACACAAACGUGAGGCUGAAGAUCUGUUUGAACAGUCCACAAACAAAGAUGAGUAUACAGAUGAAUAUCAGCCAUCUUCAUCUCCUCCCCCUGUAGCAUCUCACAAACCAAGCCGUGCUAUUGCUACUACCAAGGCCUGCCAGCCCAGCCAUACUACUACCAUCAAGUCCUGCCAUCCAGGCCCUUCUACUCCCAAAGCAUCCCGUCAACCAAGCCCUGCUUCUCCCAUCAAGUCCUAUCAUCCAGGACCUGCUACCCCUAAAGCAUCCCGUCAACCAAGCCCUGCUUCUCCCAUCAAGUCCUACGAUACAGGACCUGCUACCCCUAAAGCAUCCCGUCAACCAAGCCCUGCUUCUUCCAUCAAGUCCUACCAUUCAGGGCCUGCUACCCCUAAAGCAUCCCGUCAACCAAGCCCUGCUUCUUCCAUCAAGUCCUACCAUUCAGGGCCUGCUACCCCUAAAGCAUCCCGUCAACCAAGCCCUGCUUCUCCCAUCAAGUCCUAUCAUCCAGGACCUGCUACCCCUAAAGCAUCCCGUCAACCAAGCCCUGCUUCUCCCAUCAAGUCCUACGAUACAGGACCUGCUACCCCUAAAGCAUCCCGUCAACCAAGCCCUGCUUCUUCCAUCAAGUCCUACCAUUCAGGGCCUGCUACCCCUAAAGCAUCCCGUCAACCAAGCCCUGUUUCUCCCAUCAAGUCCUACGAUACAGGACCUGCUACCCCUAAAGCAUCCCGUCAACCAAGCCCUGCUUCUUCCAUCAAGUCCUACCAUUCAGGGCCUGCUACCCCUAAAGCAUCCCGUCAACCAAGCCCUGCUUCUUCCAUCAAGUCCUACCAUUCAGGGCCUGCUACCCCUAAAGCAUCCCGUCAACCAAGCCCUGCUUCUCCCAUCAAGUCCUAUCAUCCAGGACCUGCUACCCCUAAAGCAUCCCGUCAACCAAGCCCUGCUUCUCCCAUCAAGUCCUACGAUACAGGACCUGCUACCCCUAAAGCAUCCCGUCAACCAAGCCCUGCUUCUCCCAUCAAGUCCUAUCAUCCAGGACCUGCUACCCCUAAAGCAUCCGGUCAACCAAGCCCUGCUUCUUCCAUCAAGUCCUACUAUACAGGACCUGCUACCCCUAAAGCAUCCCGUCAACCAAGCCCUGCUUCUCCCAUCAAGUCCUACGAUACAGGACCUGCUACCCCUAAAGCAUCCCGUCAACCAAGCCCUGCUUCUUCCAUCAAGUCCUACCAUUCAGGGCCUGCUACCCCUAAAGCAUCCCGUCAACCAAGCCCUGCUUCUCCCAUCAAGUCCUAUCAUCCAGGACCUGCUACCCCUAAAGCAUCCCGUCAACCAAGCCCUGCUUCUUCCAUCAAGUCCUACUAUACAGGACCUGCUACCCCUAAAGCAUCCCGUCAACCAAGCCCUGCUUCUUCCAUCAAGUCCUACCAUUCAGGGCCUGCUACCCCUAAAGCAUCCCGUCAACCAAGCCCUGCUGUUCCCAUCAAGUCCUGUAAAACCAGCCGUGCCUCUACUGAGUCAUACUGGCAGCCCAAUCCUGCCUCUCCCGGUGAGUCCUUCCAGCACAGCCCUGGGACUCCAAAUGCUGCCUUCACUGCUGCCCCAGCCCCUGUCAGCAGUAGGAGGUGGGGCUGGAAAACUGUCAAGAGAACCAUGAGAGACUGCCUGCAGGCCCUGUGCUGCUGCCCCCUAUCGACGUGCAAGUGUCACAAACACAAGGUGGUCGCAGUUGCAGAUCCAUGAUCCCUCCUAUGGAUGUGGUCAUCCUGACAGCGAGGUCAGCCACACAAGUGGAAGCCACAGUGAGUUGCCUUGCAGCCCUUUGUGCAGGGAGCUGGAGGGGAGAGGAGGAGUCAAGAUCACUAGUGUAUCCUGUGGGCGAGAAGCAGAGGGAGGGGUUGGUGCACAGCAUGGGAAGGCUGCACAGGCACCAGGAACUGAGAGCCAGCGAGAGGAAGACAGGAGGAGCAGGGGGGAGAGUCACCUGGCUUGUGUCCUGCUGUCUGAGGGAGGCUGCCCCAGGGACAGGGAGGGCUGGGCACCAUGGACCUGACCACAACCUCCCAUGAGGAUGCAGGGAGACCUGGGUACCAUGGACCUGACCACACCUGACCACUACCUCCCUUAUUGUGCCUGGCAGUAGGGUGUGUUCUGGGAAGAGCAAGGGGUCAUCUACCAUCACCCCCACACAUCCCCAUGAAGAGACAUGGACCCAAACCCUGGUCUUCUGAAUGCUGUCCCCAAGUCUGUGUCUGCAAGCCUUUGAAAGGAGCCCAUUGAAGUCUUGUGUCAGUAAACAGAGACUCAUAUCCAGCCUUGAGGGCACACAGGCAUGCGUGUGGUGGGGACAGAGUUUGGAACAAGAGAAAUCUCCACACGUGAUGGUGUUGCUUGCCACCGUGGGAACAGUGACAUUUGGUAAAGAGAAGACAUUCGUGGCUUCCAAACUGUGGUCUGUGUUUGCAGCACCUGGGGCAGGAUCUGAACCAGAGAGUGUUCAGGGCAAGUUGGAACAUGCACAUAACACAUGUCAUGGUGCAUCUUGCUUCUGCAUUUUCUCAUUUUCUAUCUUUGUACUUGUUUUCUGCCUUGAGGCUUGUAAAUUGCUUAUGGUCAGUAGUUUAUUACUAGUAUUGGGACCUCUUAAGGAAAUGACUAUUUUCAGAGAUGUUCUGUAGGGGUAGCUGGCUUUGGAUUCUGUCAUCCCAAGAUUUUGCCUCUUCUUUUCUUAAAGGAACUUUUUUUUUUUUUUCAAAACGAGAAACUAUGGAAUUUCUUUUUUGGUACUGGGAGUCAAACUCAGGGUCUUGUGUUUGCCAGGCAGGAGCUGUGCCACUGAGCUCCAUCCCCAGCCCUGCCUCUUCAGUUCGGUAGGAAUGAAGGGCUGCUGCCUGUUUGGCCCAGCACCCAGUUCUUAUAGUUCUGUAGUCCAGAACUACAGGAUUGUUUGUGCCCCUCAGACAACUGAGGUGGUGGUGUUCAAAGAAGAUCAGUUGAUGCCAAUAACUCUGUCACUUUGGCUAACAUAGUACAAUCAGCUAUAACAACUGCAACCAACACAGCCAGGAAAUGAUAAACUCUUAUGACCAAGGACAUGCCUGCUUUAAUCACAGGUAUGAGAUUUGUAGUUACACAGCCAACUAUAAGGCAAAGCAGAAUAUUAUAUACAGUAAGUAUAUACUCAGUAGAGCAAUUUGCCCUAAAGGGAGAAAAUUUAUUAGGGAUACCAAGAAAAUAUAGAAAAAUAAAAGAGAGAUAAGAAGACUGAAGUACAAAGGGAGAUUACCAGGCCUUAGAAAACGAGUGAUAAAACAGGAGCAAAAAGCAGGACCAAAAAAGAGAGAAAAAUACAAAAGCUGAGAACAAUGUACACAGGCAGGAAAAACAAAACACAAAGACAAAAAGUUCUCUGACUUUAAACCUGUGGCAGGCCUCUGCGGUCUGUGGUCUUAUUGCAGUGUCCAGUGCAGAGAAGACAGUGGAGGCACUCCAAGCCCAGCUGCGUGCUGUCAGAUCCCAGCAAGCCUGCAGUAGUGUUUCGGGCCCCUGAGUUAGCUAGAAAUACUAUAGGCAGGGAGACAGGGCUAGGUCCUGAAGGAGCCAGUGCAGGAGCUCAGAUACCUUGCAGCUAAGGGGAGACAGGCACCUCCUGCUGUGGGCCAAACCUCAAGACAAAAGAUCAAACAAAUACAUCCAUAAGGACUGAUGUUCUAAAUAGCUUCUUAGCACCCCGCGGAAGUCAGGAGUCACCAUUCCAACCCCCUAGGGAAGAUUCACUGCUCUCUAAGAAUGCCUGCUUUCUAAGUGGCUCACUUCCCCAUUUGUCCCCAAUUUAAUGAAUUUACCUGAACUAUUAAUCUUAUUGGUUAACCAUAGUUCUGCCCUACCUUAUGCCCAUCUGCCUUGUGAGUUCCCAGUUUUGCCCACAAGUCCAUCUCAUCCCAUGAUUUUCCUCUAUAAACGUCCCUGGGAAAGACAGAGUCCCACUGCUUGGGACUCCUCCUGUCUCUCUCAGACAGAAGCUUGCUUUCUCUCAAUAAAUAUAUUUUACUCUUUACCUCUAUUGUUCCUAAAAUUUACUCUUUGAUUUUAGAGAACACGAAUUCACCUUCAGCCGGUUGUACCCCUUCCCAGCCAUAAUGUGCCCUUUCUGUGGCUUUGGGGAGCAGUUGAGGAGGAUGACAAGGGACAGAUUCAAGCUGAAGCCAUGGAUGCUGCCUUACUUGCUCCAAGGUAGGGCGCAUGCUUGGGUCAGGGUUGAGAAGACCCUUGAUUAAGCUUUGCACCUCUUUGGAGAAGUGCUGGGGAAACUGGUAUCGCCACUUUAGGGCAUUCUUUGUCAACUGUGUUUUGCUCCUACUGACAUAGUAGGUCAGGAGUUUCACUCCCCUAUAUCAUUUGGAGGUCUUCCACUGAGAUCAGCCAGCUUGGUGCAUGCUCCAGUAUCUUAACAGUAUUGAAAGUAUGGCUCACAUCAUGAGUCACUUAGUUAAAAAUGUUCACAGUAUGUUGUACAUCUAAGAAAGCACAAUAAAUACAACAUAUUAUGGACCUUUUUUUUUUUUUGUCCCAGGGAUUAAACUCACAACUUGCAGUUGUCAAGCAGGCACUUAUGCCACUGAGCUAAAUCCCUAGCCCGAUAUUACAGACUUUUAAAACUAACUGUGUGGUCCUUGAGACAGUAAACUGUCUGCAUUCAAGGCCUGGAUCCACCUGAAACUGCAUGUACAAUUCAGGUGAACUUACGUCUUGGCUUGCUGGCCUUAAGAACAGUAAGGAUACCCUAGCAAUAAUUAAAAUCUGUUGUGACUGUCACAUCUUUUGUCUUUUUUUUCCUUUAGAUCACCUUAUCUCCUAGGUUACUGAAUUAAACAGUGUAUGUAAAGGUCCUGGAGGAGUGAUGUUCCAUCAAGUGUCACACAUGUAUUUUAUUUUAAUUGUGGUUUUUGUUAAUCUAUGUUCAAGCAGAGGUAGGAAAGUUUAUGUUCACGUAUAGAAAAAUCUCUUGCAUGUGUAUUUCAACAAAAGAAUAUGUAAUAGAGCAGUAACCCUUCUUCACUUAUUCUUAAUAAUAAAAUAAACUGAUUACUAUGUGUACUGUUUCAGGCACUUAAUAAAGCCCAACAUAACACAAUACAAACCGUACUGAUGCCACUGGAUAUUAAAGGAAUUAAGCAACUGAGCUACACUAGACUUCAUUUCAGCAUUUUAGAUCCUUUCAAAGGACUACACUUGAAUGUCUUUGCACGAUGACCACUUAGUUCUUUAUACUCUGACCUUGGUUAAGCCCAGUUAUGUUCCUUUUGUUACCAGGGUUCUCCAGGUGAUCACCUGAUUGCUCCACUCCUGAUUGGUCAGCUUUUUAAUACUGAGACACCUGAUGAGCUUAUUCAUUUAUUUAUUCAUGGACCACUGUUUCUUGCUUGUACCUCUGGCUGACUAAACUAGGAACAGAUUCAGUCUUGCAAGAUUGUUGCAAAAAACAGAAAAAAAAAUUCGUCUUCUACUUGAAAAAGCCCAUCUAAAUUUAAAAAAAAUAACUAUUCUUCCGGGAGAACAUGGCGGACAGAUAACAGCAACUACCAGAGGCUCUCUGAAAAACUAGGCUCAGAAGCCAGGUAUGGUGCGGACUAAAGAGACAUAAGCAGGUGGAGUUAUGCUCUGCUGACUCAGGAACGAAGUCCGCUGAGAGAAACCAACUUGGAAUGCAGUCCUGGUGCUAAAACAGGAACAGAAAAGCCUCUGCUGGACCCCGCGCCAUUGGAAGCCGCGAGUUGGGUUUCCCACCGCGCGGUGGCUGGCUGCCUCUACAUCGGCUCAGCAAGGAGAGAGACACACGGAAACUCUGAGAACGGGAGUUUGCGAAUGGAGUCGAAAACAGGACGGGCAGGGAGGCAUGUUCUGACUUGUGGCGAGGUCAGUGAGAGAAACUGACACUCCACCACAGUUUGAGUCCAGCGGAUUUUCUGGGCCCGAGCAGUCCUGCGGGAGCAGGGCGCGGUGGCGACUCCAGCCACACAUUCCCCUCUCGGGCGGGAUUGGUGAAAAGUGCCUGGCCUGCGCGAAGCUGCCGGCGGACCCCAUAGGCUGGCCCGACCCAGAUCCCAGAGCCCCACGGAGGCCGGGAGGGGCGGGCCCCGCGUAGGCUGCCUGGUGCGCAGAGGUGAGUGGGAACACCUAACUGGCGCAAUUCAAUCAGGCUGUGGCUGACAGGGAGAGAAGCUGGGCCUCUCAUAUAAGCUUGCAUAUAUAAGGAACAGGGAAUAUGGGAAGAGGCAGCAACAAGAAAGGCUCCUCGGCCCCCAACUCUGAGAAACAGGCAAUAGCGGACACCGCACCAAUAGACAUAAAGCGCCAUAUAGAGAGCCUCAUAGACCAAUUCAGGAAUGAAGUUAUCAAUGACCUGAAGCUAGAAGUAUGCAAAAUUGUUAGAGAAAUGCUAAGCACCACCCAAGAAAAAACAGAUGGUGGAAUGGAAGAAGAGAAAAAGAGGGGAGAAUUGUUUGAUGGAGAUAACAGGGAAAGUAAAGAAUACGUGAAGCAGGUUCAAAGGGACUACCAAGAAACUAAGAAGUCUAUCGAAGACUGGCAUAACAGCUUGAAAGAAACUAAGGACAGACUAUCUGAACUGGAGGGCAGAAUUGUAAUAUGGGAGAAUGAAAUGAAAAACUUCUUGAAAAUAAUAAAGAAACAAACAGCAAUAAUACAAAGACAAGAAGAUGAUAAGAGGAUCCAUAACUUAAGGAUUAAGAACACAAAAGAAGAAGUAGGGACACAAACAAAUGAACUACAAAAGCUACUCACAGAAAUAAUCCAGGAGAAUUUUCCUAAUUUAGCAAAAGGUAAAGAUACUCAGAUGUAUGAGGCAUACAGGACCCCAGCUACCUACAACCCAAACAGAGCAACACCCAGGCAUAUAAUAAUAAAAAUUCCAGAAAUUCAAUACAAGAACAGAAUAUGAAAAGCUGUCAGAGACAAGAAACAGACCACUUACAAGGGAGCACCCAUCAGAAUUACAGCAGAUUUCUCUGCACAAACCAUCAAAUCACGAAGAGCGUGGGGGGAAAUAAUUCAAGCUUUGAAAGAUAAUAAUCUCCAGCAAAGAUUGAGAUAUCCUGCACAACUGUCCCUGGAAAUUGAUGGAAAAACAAGGUGCUUCCAGGAUAAAGAGGAACUGGGGGAAUUUGCAACCACCAAUUCAACUCUAGAGAGAGUAUUACAGGAUAUUCUAAAAAAAGAAAAAUACAAAGAAUCCAGAAAUAGUGGAGGCCACAACGAAUGGAGCAGAGAACAAAGUGAAGAAGACAAACUGACAGCUACUGACAGAAUAAGAGCUCAACAGAAAUGAGGCAGAGAAGAUUGGAUGAUAGGAACAGCUAUUUUGGAGAAAAUGACAUCUUAGUAGGUAAUACUGAUUUAGUAUCAUCUUGUUUUGAAGUCUCAUCUAGCUUUUGUCCUUCUGUCUCCAUUGGUCUAAACAGGUUGUAUCUUAUUGGAUUUUAUUAUGUACGAUAGUAUAAGCAAAAACCUUUUAAAGACAAGGAGAUUAUACAGAAACCAUUGUUCAUUUUCUGUUAGUCGAUUCUAAAUACUCUGUAAUGCUGUCAUUCUCUUAAAUGGUUUUACAUUGUUUUGAUAUACUUAAUGCUACAGUAUACGAAGUUGUACUCAAGGAUUUCAAGGAAAGAGAUAAUAUGGUAACUACUUUUAGGUCAGGAUUAUCUAGUGGUGAAACAGUAUUCUGCUUAAAUGGUUAUCUUUUGAUCUGCGCUGUUUUGUUGUUAUGCCCUCUUUUAUCUCAAUCUCCACUCCAUUAUUUACUUUUUUAUUUUUAUCCUUUUAAUUAAAGGAAAAAAUAGCAGGAUAUAUUAUAGUAACCCACUUUGACUUUCCAUUACCUCGAUUUAAAGCCCUGUAUUACUCUCACCAUCUGGUUUUUAACUGAUGUUCCCCUAUUCUGUUUUGCUGGAUAGUAUCAGGUUCGAAAAUUUAGGCAUCAGCUGUGAAGAUAAUGAGACUCAUUAUAAUGCCCAUUCUCAUUGACUUUUAUCUACUUUUGAAGACCUACAAUGUCUCCAAUGUUUUGGUUUUGUCGGUUUUAUUCUUUACUGUUUUGUUCAAUUGUAUUAUAACUAACGAUAUAGGCAAUUCUAUUAGAGAUAGCGGGAGGCAUUAUGGUAACCAUUGUUGAUCACCUUGUAUUAUGUUUUCACAUUAUCUAUUAUGUCCACCCUUUUGACUUGACCGAUUGCAUUCUGUUAUGUCCCAUUUGGUUUUACUCUCUUCCAAAAAAGUAAUAAGAACCGUGGGAGCAAUGAAACCCAAAUUGUACAAAAGAGAGGAAAAGAAAGUGCUCUAAACUAUAUAACUGCAUGUAUAUUUAAGUGUAUAAGAUAGAAAAUGAUAUCAGAGUUUUAUUGGAUCAUUGAACAGAACUAUUUGCAGUAUCAUUGAUGGAAUGUCCACUUUACAAGCUUUAAUUUUGUGACUUGAACAAUUAUUUCUAAGAUGACAAUAUGUAAUCCAUUAACUAGUGAUUUCCUACUGUUCAUUUUUUUUCUGCAAAUCUGUAUAACUUGUACCCUUUCUCUGCUUUUUUUUCUUUUCUCCUUAAAUAGAAUUAAAAAAUAAAUAAAUAAAAAUAAAAAAAUAACUAUUGUGCCCAAUGUGACUGGUGAUUAUAGAGAUAAAAUACAAGUUCUUGCAUGUGCUGUGGAUAUCUGGGAGACUAUGCCGCACAAUUACUUUUGUUACCUAUGAAAAAGCCUUUUUUUUUUUUGUUAAGUAUGUAAUUUCAGUAAAACAGUGGCCUGCCAUGUGGGCAAUGGCCCACCCUGGGACAAAAAAAAAGCAGUGUGCCAUCCGGAUAAAACCUGCCUCUGAUCCAGAAUGCCAAAACCAUGUUUUCCUUUUGUCCCACCCCAAUUGGACAACCAGAGAUGAGGAGGUUCCUUAUCGGUAUCGCCAGUUCUUCUCAGUAGCCAUUAGGGCACCCCAGAAAACCCACCAAUUUGCCCAAGAGAGCAGAGGUGAGGCAAUUGGCUCAACAGAGACUUAUUAGUCUCCCUCGGGGUUUUCUGAAAAGAGUGCAAAAGCCCUAUCACAUUUAUACACCAGUAGUGGCUAAAAAUGCAAGGGCCAUUAAUAUUGCCUUUGUAACCCAGUCGGCCACUGAUAUUAAGCAAAAAUUGCAAAAGUUUGAGAGAUUUGAGGAAAUGCCCUUCAAUCAGUUAUCAGAGGUUGCUUAAAAGAUAUUUGACAACCGGGAGGACCCUAAAGACCUGGCUUAAGAGGUUUCUGCUGGGCAGAAAAACUGCAUUGGUUGUUGGACUUUCCAUAAAAAAAUAAAAAUAAAUGACUCUUUCCUCCCAGCAGAUGCAAGCCAUCCAACAGAUUUCAGUGCCUGUGACUAAAAACCGAGUGGAAAAAUUUCUAGGAGCCAUAGGACUGACGCAGAGUUUGGGACCCUGGCAGAGGCCUGUUGCCUAUCUUUCCAAGAGACUUGAUUAUGUGGCAGCCAGAUGGCCACCUUGUCUGUGGGUGUUUUCCUCGGUAGUCAUCCUGAUAGAGGAGACACAAAAACUGACUUGUGGACCAAAAUUCUUAAUUGUUUCCUCCUAUUCGCUGGAGACUCUCAUCAAGCCUCCACCGGACCAAUGGCUGCCCAACUCCCAAGUCAUGCAUUAUCAGGCAUUACUUCUAGAUCUGACUACCAUCAGUUUCAAGGGACAGCGGCUUCAAACCCUGCUACUCUGCUGCCUGAUGAUGCCCCUCCUUGCCCCUCCACAUCUGUAUUGGGGACCAGACUUGACAGAUGAGCCACUAUUCAGAGUUCCUUUGUAUUUCUCCGAUGGAAGCAGUUAAAUUUAUCCAGCCCACUGAGAGGACAAACACCCUGCUGUAGAGCCUGAGUCGCCGGUGCUCAUCAACAGGAUUCACCAUGGAUCUCUUGAGCCAUUGAAAAGGUCCCUACAUUGUAGUCCUCAGCACUCCAACUGCUAUCAAAGUAGCCAGAAAGCCUACCUCGAUGCAUCAUUCCCACUUCAAGCAGGUCCUGGCUUCCAAAGGCGAUCAACCUACAGAUAAGUGGACUGCCAUUCCCUCCAAGGACUCUUUAAAGCUCAGGAUUGCCAAAUGUAACUAAUAAUCUUAUGUUCUCCCUUAUGGAGACCCCAAGGAGGCCUCUAUCUGGCUUUUAAAAAAUUGUUAAUUAUGUGACAAAACAGUGAAUUUAAAUGUUGGUUUUCUUUCUCCUUUUGGUUAACAGCUUUAAUAAUGACAGCUGCAAGAAAUUUGUUAAUCUUCCUAUUGGGCCUUGUAUUAUACACAGAUUAGUAAACUAUGUCAAAGGUUCAAAUUAUACAGCUUAUGAUUUUAAAGACGCAAGGUUAUAAACAGGUACCUAUGUCUGAAAACCCAUGAGCCAAUGAUUUGGUGCACUGACUAAAAUCAGUGGGGAAAGCUGUACACUAGCUAAAAGAGCUUUGUUAUGUUUGUAUUAAGCCAAAGUACCUGUAACGCCACCUACUGUUUUGUAUGCAAUUCCCCCCCUCUGGGUGACCUAACUGAUAUGUUAAUCAAUGCUCCCUUCUGUAAAAAAUUGUAAAUCCCGGGAACCUAACCUAAUUGAUAUGUUAACCAUUGUUGCCCUUUACUAAUAACAGAUGUGGUGCUAAAAUCAGCUGACAAAGAAUUAACUAAUGCUAGACUACUCUGUCCUCUGCUAAGGAAAACAUUUCCUUAGCAGAUUUCCUGAUCCACCCCCAUAACCCCUUUACUUUGUAAACUCUGCUCUCUACAAGAGGCUAGAAAGCCUUAAGGAGGACACACAGCUUUUGCAAAUUCCAACUGCACUGUGUUGCAGGGCCCAGGAUAAAAUAAAUCAGCGCUGCUUUUUGAAAAUAAAAACAUGUCUUGCCCAUUUUUGAACUUGAGUUUAGGCUUUGGGGGGCUUGUUUGUGGAUUACAAGAUUUAAUGGCAUAUUUUUAUUAUUUUAUUCUUUCACAUGUUAUAUUAGUUGCUAAAGUUACUGGUAUUCCUUGCUUAACUAUAUUUAGACAAUAGCACCACAGAUGAUAAUAGAACACCCUCAACAGUCUUUAAUAUAAAUUUCUAUUAAAUGGUUCUCUUAAAUGAAAUCUAGUUCAGACUUAGAAAACUUACAUGCCUACAAUAAAACAUGGGACUCGUUCCACCAUUUAAGAAGCACUAGGCUGGUGGCCAUGCUUCCGGACUUGGAGGACAGGUUUCACUGAGACAGACUGGCUCUGAUCCUCCUUUAUCCUCCAGAGGAAUGUCAAGCCUGUUCUGCUUCAGUUUCCUUUGUUUCACUUUACCUCUUACUCUCUUGCCACUUUACAUUUUCCUAAUAAAGGCAUAUAAAAGUGGGAAAAACUCUAGAUUAUUCCAACCUUUUCCUUCUGAGUUAAGCCCAUAGAAAAUGAGCAUUUGCUAAUGCCAAGGACAGGGAAGUCAUCUUAGAUGAGGGACACAUACUCCAUCUCUGAAUCAGAUGAGACAUCAGAAUUGUGCCCAUUCAGGAGAAUACACAUGAAAGCUGUGUCCCAGCUCAGUGUUCUGGGCAAAUCUCCUUUGGAAAUUAAACCCAAGACACAGUGGGGAGAACCAGUUUCCAUGUGGCAAUGGAAGCAGCUAUCCUUAAAAGCAGCACACAUAGGGGACCUAAACCUAUUUAGAAUAAGGAGACUUUCCAACCUCUCAAAUUAUGGACUUAAAAACCUUUAUUAUAAAUUGAUAAAGAAGUAGGUAAUGAUCUUGCUCAGUCUUUUAAUUAUCCCUCAUAGAAUUUUGACACACAGUGGUCACUGUGCCAGCUAAUUAUCCUUAUAGCAACUGCCACCCUCAAAAUCAGAGGCUAGCUUUCCCCAGCAUCUGUUUGGUGAAUCCCCAUGGAAGCCAGUGGCCAAUGGAGUCAACAGAAUGUUGACCAGACAGACAGCUGGAUUCCUUUUUGGAGACUGAUGUCUGGUUAUCUGAGGCAAUAGAAACUGAGAACUGAGGGUUCCUGGCCAGAGUAACACUCUGGUUGUCACCCAACAUUUCCUCAAUGGACAUUUGCUCAUGACCAUUUAAAAUCUCCUCUUUUCUAUCAUUCUUAUUUCUCUGCUAGUAGACUAAAAACAUUCUAAACUUUUCAAUAGAUCUUCAGAUCACUUAAACUACCCGUCCCUUCAGAGAUUAUACUGAGGUAGCUUGCAAUGAUUGCUUACAUUCCAUAGCAGCUACUAGGGAAAUGAUUUACCUAUGUUAAUUAAAAGUAAAUAGACUUGAGCAAUUAUUUCUAAGAUGACAAUGUGUAAUCUAUUAUCUAGUGAUUUCUAUUUUUUUGAAAUUCUGUGUUACUUGGACUCUUUUUCAGUUUUUUUCUUUUCUCUUUAAAUAAAAGUUUUUUCUUUUGUCUUUAAAUAAAAUUUUUAAAAAUGUAACUAGGAUUUUUUGUGUGACUAGAAGACUGAUGUGCCUCUUUCUAACUUAAAAUGUGACUGCUAGAUGAUAAUUUAUAAAUUUAACCUGUGAGCUUCAAAGAUACAGAAAUCUAAAUGAAGUAUAACCUUGUCCUGUUACGAAGAAAGAUUACCUAGAUAAGUGAGAAACAAAUGUCUGGAGACUCUUGCCCAGAUUAAGGAGUAAGGCUCCUCCAGUCAGUUGUUCUAUCUAUCUCUAGAGGAGAGUUACUCUAAAAAACCUGAAAAGUACUCUACCACCAAUUCACCUUUUAAUGUAUGCUCCCUUAUAAUACAUGCUUACAAAGUCAUGCUUCCUUCUUAAACAUUCUUUAUGGAAACAAAACUCACGAGCUAUCUAGCAAUACAGGAUUGUGUGCCAGGUCCAGGGUGGAUAAGCUGACAGAAUCUAUCGUCCAUUCUCUCCAGAGGGCAUUCACCUGCCCUGGAGCAGUUUCAACCCAAGAGACACAUGGGGAACAUCUAUCAAAUAGGAAAAAAAAGGACAUCUUAUUUUAACUCAUUUUAUGCAUUAACUAGAUAGCUCAAUAUCACUCAUAGCUCAUCAAAUGGUACUUAGUUCAAUGCCUGGGUACAGAAAAGGUUUCAUACUUAUGCCUUGCUUUUACUUUAUAGACAUGGACAACAAAAUGCCAAAGCCCCUUCUCCUUUGGAACACAUUCUUAGGCACUAGAUGUUCAAGCCUUCCAUGUUGAAAAAGAUCCAUUUGGUAUUUCUCUGCAUGAGUGUGUGGCCUACCUACCCCCUAGAGCCUUAGUGGAAUACAGAGGUAAGUAUUAAUUAUGAUCCUCUUUUACAACCAGAGACAUACCAUGACAAGCAGGAAAAAUGGUCAGUGUUGUCCUACAUUCAGACUUUCUAUGCAUUGGGAAAUAUUUCUUAUUUAUACUCUAAAUGUAAAUGUUAGCCACAGGAAAACUCAGCACCUCGGGCCCUUAAGGCAUCUUCUCCCCAAGAGCAGAAAAUUGCACCUCCUGAACCUUUAGAACCUGAGGACAAAAUAGCCUUAAUCAAAUCCCCCCCCCUUUUUUUUUACUGAACCUAAGGUUUCCCCCACCUGCCCUUCCAGCCUUAAGGAUAAAGCUUCUAGGCCAGCUGUAAUCCAGGCCUCUCCAGGACUAUACCCAUCCUUAGCUGAGUUUAAGCAAGCUCCUCAAGGGCAGUAUCCUUUGCAGGGAGUACAUGGAUGAUCUGGAACUUCCAGAGUUCAUGUACCUUUCUCUCUUGGUGACCCAAGACAAAUAAAAUUAGAUCUUGGCAAAUUUUCAGAUGAGCCUGACAAGUACAUUCAGGUCCUUAGAGGACUUACUCAGGCAUAUGAAGUAGAUUGGAAAGAUGUAGUGUUACUCUUAAAUCAGACAUUCACUUCUCGUGAGAGACACGCAGCAUUACAGGCUGCUAUUGCCUUUGGAUAUGAAUACCAUAUUGUCAAUUUUAGAAGGCCAGAAGAUAAAGGGAAAUAACUUUAGCAACUAGUUUAAAUUUAACUUGUGCAAGAAUAAAAUAAUAAAAAUAUGCCAUUAAAUCUUGUAAUCCACAAACGAGCCCCCAAAGCCCAAACUCGAGUUCAAAAAUGGACAAGACGUGUUUUUAUUUUAAAAAAGCAGCACUGAUUUAUUUUGUCUUGGCCCAGCGACACAGUGCAGUUGGAGUUUGCAAAAGCUGUGUUCCCACUGGAUCACAAACAGUCCCUAUGCAAGACUCUUACUUGGCCCACAACCAGGUGGGUGAUUGGAUUAGAAAAUAUUUCCAGACAUGUGUUCUUGAAGGCUGAAGAAGAGUGAGAACUAAACCAUUCAAUUAUUUUAAGUUAUCAGUUAUUCAACAAGAAAAGAAGGAACAAUUUUCUGCCUCCUUAGAUGGAUUAUGAGAGGCAUUGAUAAAGCAUACUUCUUUAGAUUCUUAUUCAAUAGAGGGACAAAUUAUCCUUAAAGAUAAGUUUAUUACACAGUCAGCCUCAGCUAUUAGAAAAAAGCUACAAAAGAUGGCUUUUCCUCCAGAUACUCCACUUGAUACUUUAUUUAUUCAUUGAUUUUGUGUGUGUUGGAGUUUGUAGAUCAAACACAACCACACAUUGGCCAGGCAAGUGAUUUUGCCACUGAGCUAAAUCCCCAGCUCACUUGAUACUUUAGUAAAAGUUGCCUCCUCAGUAUUUUAUAACUGUGAGAGGGAUGUCAAAGAGAGAAAACAAAGAGACUGAGAAAAAGCAGCUGCUUUUGCACAGCAUUAAGAGAAACAGACCCUAAGUCUGAUUCUCAGGUCUCCAAGAAGAGCUCAACAAUGACAUUCACCUGCCAUCACUGCCACAAGCCAGGUGACCUUAAGAGGGACUGCACUCAAAAGCCCCCUGGGCCAUGCCCUGACUGCAAAGGUGACCACUGGAUGUCAGACUGCCCUCUCAGCCCAAGGCCCCACCAGGGUUCAGAUUCAUCCUACCUUUACCUCUUAUCAAAAUAACAAAUACACCUCAAAACCUAGGCCUCAGUCCGCCUGAAAUGCCUUAUGGAUGCCCUUUCCUCACUGAUGAUUUUCUCUUUGUCAGAGAAACAGAUGCCUUAUAAAAAGACAUCACCUCAUUGGAUAAACUCCAACAAACUCUUCAAGAGCUUACAGAAGCUCAGCCUACAGAGAAAGGAAAACCUAUCUUCCACCCUGGAGAUUUAGUACUGGUAAAAUCCCCUCCCUCAUCAGCCAUUUGGAAGGACCUUACACUGUGAUCCUGUCGACUUCUUCCAUGCUGAAGACAAUAGGCCUGGACACUCGGAUGCAUCACACCUGACACAAACCCUGGAAACUUGAGACUAUCACUGGAUGUGAACAACCACCCACAUACUCCUGUGAACCCACAGAAGACCUAAGAUUCCUCUUCAAGGAGAAAACAAAGACUUCAGACUUAGAGCUAUAUGUCUACCCAAGAUGAAAAUGCCUGGCAUCUAUUGGGGGCCUCUAGACAGGAUCUCUGCAGAAGUAUCUCUGACUGCUGGUCACCACUACAACCCUCUUCAGCCUGAAGAAGCCAGAUCGGUCAUCACCCAUGACACCCUCAUGGCAGUUCUGGUUACUUCUUCAGAGAGGGGACUGUUAUAAGCAGCUGAGUUAGUUAGAAAUACUACAGGAAGUGAGACAGGGCUAGGUCCUCAAAGGAGCCAGUGCAGAAGCUCAGAUACCUUGCAACUAAGGGGAAGACAAGCACCUCCUGCUGUGGGCCAAGCCUCAAGAUAAAAGACCAUACAAAUACAUCCAUAUCCUAAGGAGUGAAGUUCUAAAGAGUUCCCUAGCACCCUGAGGGAGUAAGGAGUGACAUUCCAAACCUUUGGGGAAGAUUCACUGCUCUCUUAAGAAUUCCUGCAUUCUAAGUGAUUCCCUUCCCCUUUUGUCCCCAGUUUAAUCAAUUUUACCUGAACUAUUCAUCUUAUUGGUCAGUCAUAGUUUUGUACCACCUUAUGCCCAUCUGCCUUGUGAGUACCCAGUUUCCCCAUGUUAAACUCUUUUUAAUGCCGUGAUUUUACUCGAAGAGUCUUUAGAAAAAAUAGAGUCCCUGGCAACCCGCUUGGGACCCCUUUUGUCUCUCUCUCAGACAGAAGCUUGCUUUCUCUCAAUAAAUAUAUUCUACUCUUAA
Messenger RNA from Cavia porcellus (domestic guinea pig), 23156 nucleotides. RefSeq names its product serine/threonine-protein kinase MARK2-like. The transcript is spliced from 4 exons. Gene Ontology annotation, cellular component: cytoplasm. Gene Ontology annotation, biological process: microtubule cytoskeleton organization; protein phosphorylation; intracellular signal transduction. Gene Ontology annotation, molecular function: tau-protein kinase activity; protein serine/threonine kinase activity; ATP binding. Lineage: Eukaryota; Metazoa; Chordata; Mammalia; Rodentia; Caviidae. Bases 6041 to 8794 code for a protein of 917 amino acids. The record is from RefSeq and is a predicted model, not a curated record.